Messenger RNA from Amphimedon queenslandica, 1337 nucleotides. Its product is annotated as aminoacyl tRNA synthase complex-interacting multifunctional protein 1-like. Bases 31 to 1125 code for a protein of 364 amino acids. NCBI's taxonomy places the organism in Eukaryota, Metazoa, Porifera, Demospongiae, Haplosclerida, Niphatidae. The transcript is spliced from 10 exons. The record is from RefSeq and is a predicted model, not a curated record. Gene Ontology annotation, molecular function: tRNA binding.
CAAUUAAUUAAAGUUAUAGAUAAAGAUCUUAUGUGGGUCUCACGAUUUAAGCCAAAGGGCCAUGCAACCACCUUUUUGCUAUUGAACUGUGCAUACACAAGAAAGAAUUUAUACCAAACCACGCCCCUGACACAUGUUAUCAUGGCUGAUUGUUAUGAAGAGAGAUUGAAAAGGCUGGAAUAUCGCUCCAGAGAGUCUGACGAGGCACUGAAGCACCUCAGCCUUUGCGUUGAUGUACUGCAGCAGGUAGCAGAAAAUAAAAAGAGUGAUUUAGCUCCUAGACAAAAAUCGGAACUGGUUAUUAAACUAGAAAGGGAAAAUGCAGAGCUGACAAGUGAAAUUGAGAAGUUAAAGCAGGAAUUGAUUGAUGCUGAAAUAUUAAAUGGACGUCAUCAUAUAUUUAAUCCUUCAGCUAUUACAGCUGCAAGUUCUGCAGCUGCACCAGUAGCUACUGAAUCUGUUAAGAAACCAACACAAGAACCAGUAUCUGCUCCUCCUGAGAAGAAGGUGGAAGAGAGUGAGUCGAAACCAGCUGCUAAAGCCAGCAAAGGAAAGAAAGAGAAACCAACUGAAGCAACUGGAGGUGGAGGAGGAGGGAAAGGGGGCGGGGCUGUGGGUGGAGGAGAUAAACCAGUUGAUGUCUCACGGCUUGACAUGAGAGUUGGUAAAAUACUGUCAGUUAAACUACAUCCUGAUGCUGAUACCCUCUAUGUGGAAGAAAUUGAUGUUGGUGAGGAAAAGCCUAGGACUGUAUGCAGUGGUUUAGUGAAGUUUAUCCCCAUUGAAGAAAUGAAGGAUCGUUUAGUGAUAACAAUGUGUAACUUAAAACCUGCUAAAAUGCGUGGUGUUCUAUCAGAGGCAAUGGUGAUGUGUGCCAGCACUCCAAAUAAGGUCGAGAUAUUAGACCCGCCCCCUGGCUCCGUACCUGGUGAUAGAAUAGUCUUUGAAGGAUACCCAGGGGAGCCUGAUGCACAGUUGAAUCCAAAGAAGAAGAUAUUUGAGAAGGUUCAGCCCGACCUCGUUACUACUGCCGAAGGUGUGGCAGUUUAUAAAGGGACCCCAUUCCAAGUGGAAGGGAAAGGAGUGUGUAGAUCUCAAACACUUAGAAAUACCAUUAUAAAAUAAUGGAUUAUUGUAUUAUUAUUAUUAUGUUUAUAAGCUACCUUUUCUGAUUAUGGUAGUCAAUUAUGAAUCAGUAUUGAUCAAUGAUAGUUUAAUUUUGUUGAUUUUUUCCUAAAUAAAUGAAACUGUGUGAAUUGAUGACUGAAUGGUGGACAUUAUGCAAAAUAAAUACAGUAGAACCAAAGAGCUAUACAGAGAAUGCAUUUAUACAACAA